AUGCAGCGGAGUUCGGCAAUGCAAGAGAUCAUCGAUGACCUUUUGGGAAGUCUGCCGAUCCUCGAGUACAACGCAAGUUUCGUGUUCAAUAAAACUAAUCAUACGUGGAAUGAUUUACAGGACCUCGUGGAAAUAGAUAAGAGAGAUUUUGUUGGAGAUGGAUCAACAGUCCUCAGAAUCCUUAUAUCAAUUAUUUAUUCAGUGGUAUGCGCUCUGGGCUUAAUUGGGAACGUCCUUGUCCUGUAUCUCAUGAAGUCUAAGCAAGCUUGGAAAAAAUCGUCAAUCAACCUGUUUGUUACCAGUUUAGCUGUUACCGAUUUUCAGUUUGUUUUAACUCUACCUUUCUGGGCAGUAGAAAAUGCCCUGGAUUUCACGUGGUUGUUUGGAAAAGCGAUGUGUAAGAUAGUGUCAUAUGUGACUGCUAUGAACAUGUACGCGAGCGUUUUUUUUCUGACUGCAAUGAGCGUUGCAAGGUACUGUUCCGUUGCCUCGGCUCUGAAGAACAGGAGACGCCGGUUGCGCUUUUCAGCGCGGUGGAUGAGUGUCAUCAUAUGGUUGGCUGCAGUAGUCGCCGCGCUACCGAAUGCAAUAUUCUCCACGACAGCCACCGUAACAAACGAGGAACUGUGCCUAGUCAAAUUCCCCGACCGGAGCGGCGAUGCACAGUUUUGGCUGGGUUUAUAUCACGCACAAAAGGUACUGCUGGGGUUCCUCAUCCCCUUUGGAAUAAUCUCCAUUUGUUACUUACUCCUCUUGCGCUUCAUAACUAACAAAAACGUGAACACUUCCAGCGCAAAGAGACGAUCAAAGGUUACAAAGUCGGUAACUACUGUAGUUCUGUCAUUUUUCUUAUGUUGGCUACCGAAUCAUGCACUGACAACAUGGGGUAUACUAAUCAAAUUAAAUGCAGUACACUUUAGCUACGAAUAUUACACCACACAUGUGUAUAUUUUUCCAGUUACAGUCUGCUUGGCACAUUCUAACAGCUGCCUCAACCCCAUAUUGUAUUGCUUAAUGAGAAGAGAAUUUAGAAAGGCUUUGAAAAAGCUAUUUUGGCAAAUUACUUCGCCGUCUGUCACUAAUAUGCGACCCUUUACCGCGUCUACGAAGCAUGAUCAGGAAGAGCAGGGACGUGCACUAGUGCCGUUGAGUCAGGCUGAGCCCGGACUUAUUUUCUAUCCGCCCGGAGUUGUCAUUUAUAAUGGAAAAAAUGACCUUCUACCCAACAGCACGUAG
Messenger RNA from Electrophorus electricus (electric eel), 1236 nucleotides. It is a transcript of the gene rxfp3, whose product is annotated as relaxin family peptide receptor 3. Gene Ontology annotation, cellular component: external side of plasma membrane; membrane. The record is from RefSeq and is a predicted model, not a curated record. Gene Ontology annotation, molecular function: C-C chemokine binding; C-C chemokine receptor activity. Gene Ontology annotation, biological process: positive regulation of cytosolic calcium ion concentration; immune response; calcium-mediated signaling. Lineage: Eukaryota; Metazoa; Chordata; Actinopteri; Gymnotiformes; Gymnotidae.